GUAUAUAGUUACGGACGUGGCUUAAUUGUAUGGUGCACAUAUUUUUCCUUCUCUUUGUACUUGUAGUAAAAAACUUAGUGGCCGCUGAACUUUCGCUAGGGGGCGGUGUACUAAAACCGGUCAGACUUUGAACAAUUCAAAACUGUCGUGCAUGUGGUCUUCGUUUCAGACGAAUAUUAGUAACCUUGUCUGCCAAUGAAGUUGGACUUGUGAGUAUUGGGAUUCCAAGAAGACCGAGUAUAACACAUCAACUCGAAAAGCAGAGGGACUUCAGUAUGAACUCUAAAAAAACCGUUUUCGUCACUGGGGGCGCUGGUUUCAUUGGUAGCCAUACAGUAGUUGAACUUCUGAAUGCUGAUUUUGACGUCAUCGUUAUUGAUAAUUUUGUCAAUGCAGUUCAUGGAUCGGACGGACAAGCUCCAAGUUUAACUCGAGCUCAACAGAUUACGGGAAGAAAACUGACUUUUUACCAGUGUGACUUGUUGAAUAAGAACGACCUUUCAGCGAUAUUCAAAAAGCACAAAAUUGACUUUGUCAUCCAUUUUGCCGCCAUGAAAGCUGUGGGAGAGUCGAUGCAGAAACCCCUUUUUUACUACAAAAACAAUGUCGUCAGCACCAUCAAUCUAAUGGAGGUAAUGAGAGAAAACGGAGUUUAUAACCUGGUAUUCAGCAGUUCUUGCGUAGUCUACGGAAACCCACAGUACUUGCCCAUCGACGAAGCCCACCCCACGGGAAACGUAUCCAGCGUAUAUGGAAGAACGAAGUAUUGCUUAGAACAAAUGUUUGAAGAUAUCUGUAGAGCAGAAAAGAAAUGGAACGUCAUUAGUCUCCGUUACUUUAAUCCCGUUGGAGCUCACCCAUCUGGUUUAAUUGGCGAAGAUCCCACUCGAGCUUACACUAACCUCAUGCCAAUUAUUGGAGAGGUAGCCACUGGACGUCUGCCAGAGUUGGUCAUCUUUGGUGGAGAUUACGAGUCAGUCGACGGAACAGGCAUUCGGGAUUACAUACACGUGAUGGAUUUAGCCACGGGCCAUGUUGCAGCUUUGAAGAAGUUUGCUGAAAAUCCUCGAUACAAGGUUUACAAUCUUGGCACCGGCACGGGGUAUACAGUGUUACAGCUCGUCCAGGCUUUUGAGAAAGUCAGCAAAAAAACGGUGCCAUAUCGAAUAGAAGCUAGAAGACUUGGUGACAUUCAGGCCAUGUGGGGCAACUGUAGUUUAGCAGAAAAGGAUCUGGGCUGGAAGGCUGUUUAUGGUUUAGAUCAAAUGUGUGAAGACUUUUGGCAGUGGCAGACUCAGAAUCCGACAGGUUACAGAUGUCAUGUUGAAGACAAACAACUUGCAUCAUUUACAGACAUUGAAAAUGACACAGAUAAUGUACAUAUAAAUGGAAAGUCCAUUGUCAGUAACUGAAAAUGGGUAGAAAUGGAAUCUUUUUUGUUCUUGUUGUAGCAUUUCUUUUUUCACUUCUAACUUAAUUUGAAACUCAAUAUUUUAAAUAUUUAGCAAUAUAAAGGAAAUGGUAUAUAGUAUUAUAAAAUUCAGAAUUACUGAAACAUGAGGGUUUUAUUAGUUUCAGAACAUAAUGCAUAAACCAAGUAGUCACUCCACAUAUUGUUCAAUGUGAUAUAAAUGAGUGAUUUAAGCCUUCAAUUUCUAUUAAGAAGUCCUGAUACACAAGCCUCAACUAACAGUGGAAAAAAUACACACAAACACAAAAGAAACUGAGUAAUAUAGUUAGUGCUUGUUACUUUAAAUAAUUUGAAAUGUCAUGAUUUUCAUAAUUAUUAGUCUAUUUGUACCUAGUAACUUUCAGAAGUGUUUAACGAAACAAAUAACUCUGUUGUAAUUUGUACGACUGCUUGACCAUGAAAUUGAUUUCAAAGUAUCAAUAAAUGUCUUAUCAUCAUAGUACACUUCACAAUUAA
This is a messenger RNA of Limulus polyphemus (Atlantic horseshoe crab), 1927 nucleotides long. RefSeq names its product UDP-glucose 4-epimerase-like. The coding region runs from base 276 to 1412 and encodes 378 amino acids. NCBI's taxonomy places the organism in Eukaryota, Metazoa, Arthropoda, Merostomata, Xiphosura, Limulidae. The record is from RefSeq and is a predicted model, not a curated record. Gene Ontology annotation, biological process: beta-D-galactose catabolic process via UDP-galactose, Leloir pathway. Gene Ontology annotation, cellular component: cytosol. The transcript is spliced from 10 exons. Gene Ontology annotation, molecular function: UDP-glucose 4-epimerase activity.